AGAAAGCCGGCUUAGUGAUGCCUUGACCUCUAUCUCUCCAAAGCUUGGUACAGCCCUGCUUUGACACUCGCUCGUUAGACAUCUCUCAAUGUUUAUUUCUCAAUUAAGCUUUUCUUCGUUACGGAGUAUCCCCUCUUUACCAACCCAAUAGGCUCCUGGUGCUUUCAGAGCUCGGUGGAAGACUCCAGCUCUAGCUUUUUGUCAAAACUGUGCGUAAAGCCCUGACUGGGUUUGCCUCAAUCUUCAUUUUACUAGCUUUUACUGUCUUUUACUGUCCUUUACUGACUUUUACUUUCUUUUAUAAAGCCCUCUGGCCCAUAUUUUCCAUCAUCGAUCCGAUCUUUCUCUUCGACGUUUACAAAACGCACGGCACUCUUCGCAUCCCACGCGACCGCUAUAUACCCCCUCCCAAGAACAAAUUUCAGCUCCUUGCGGUUCGCUGCUGAAUAUUUGAAGAAAAGGCAAGAUGUCUGACACAUCCGACCCGAUACCGUCACUCAUCAUGAACUCCGAGUCUCCUUCUACGGAGACUGUGGACACAGGGGACAUCUCCCCUGAACGGCUUCCGCGGGGGGAGAUGCCCAGGAAGCCGCCGGUGUCCAUGUUCAACGUCUCGAAUCAUGCCACUGUCGCCACAUCGACUGAAGAAAGCUCCCGAGAAUCUGUAAGCAGACUUGGCAAACAAGACAUGGCUUGUCUUCUUCGGCUACAUGGUUCCCAUGCUAACACAAAACUACAGUCAGUCUCCCGCAACGCCAUCGUCGACAAUGCUUUUCCCCCAACUGAACUCGAGGAAAAUCGCGUUUCAUUGAACUCAUUCGACUCCGACCUUUCCUUUUCAUCCUCUAUCACCCAAGAAGAGGCAAAGUUGCGGUGGGACUCGGAGGAAGAGCUCCAGAAAGUCUCCAAAAAUCUGCUCCGGACUCAAAAAUGGUGUCUCAUUCUGGGUUUGGUUAUCAUCAACGGCGGGCUGAUCUACGCCGCCGUGACAGUCCACCAACUGUACUACCUCUUUCUCGUUCUUCUUAGCUCAAACACCACACUUCAAGCUAUUAUGAUGAUUUGCAUCAUCACGAGUACCAUGUUGAGGCGCUGUCUGCCUUGUUGGUUUGCUAGAAAAGAACGUACCCCCCCUGAUCCCGAGAGGCUGGUCCUGCUGCUGCCCUGCUACAAUGAAACCCGCGAUGAGUUGACCCGGUCCCUUGACUCUCUCGUGGACCAAAAGGAGAUUGAUAGCCACCCCAAGAUCAUCUUCAUCAUCGUUGACGGUAAUGCUCGUGGCCCAGGCAUGGAGAAGACCACGCAGGAAUACCUGCUCGAGGACAUUCUGGGUGAAGGUCAUUUCCGCCGCUUCGACAAUGGAUACCGUGCCCGAGAUGGUCUUUUCAUGCCGGUCAAUGUUCAAUAUGGCUACUACAAGGGUCUGCCGUAUGUCUUUGUUGGCAAGAGCUACAACCAGGGCAAACGUGACAGCUUGUGCUUCGUCCGUUCGUUCUUGUAUCACUUCAAGAGGCGCUCUGCGAACAUGGUGACCAUGUUCAACAAGACUCUGUACGAUUACAUUGGCACUAUUUUCGUCCAGCAUGGCAUGGACACGGUCGACUACCUCGUUGGCAUGGACGCCGACACUGUCUUUGAUGAGUUCUGCAUCAUUGAGAUGCUCCGCGAGAUCCGUUCGAAUGACAAGCUGGUUGGUGUUUGCGGCCACGUCUGCGUCGACUUUGAUGGCAAGCCAUUCAAUCCCUGGGCUCUCUAUCAGUCGGUUGAGUACUCGCAGACCCAAGGUCUGCGACGCAUGUUCCAGUCUCGCAUCACGGGCAAGGUCAACUGCUUGCCCGGCUGCUGUCAGCUGAUCCGUGUCGAUGAGUCGACGUUUGGCGACGAGGUUCUUCGUGAGCGCUUUGGAUACUGUCCCAAGCCCAACGACACGAUGACGUCGCACAUCUUGGGCAACUAUUCUGAGGAUAGUAUCCAUGCGGCCAUCAUCUUCAGCCUUUUCCCCAAGAAGCAGACUGCCCAGGCCCUACGUGCCAAGGCAUUUACCAUUGUGCCGACCAACCUCAAGGUGUUCUUGUCACAGCGCAAGCGCUGGGCCCUUGGUAGCAUCUCAAAUGAGUUUGUCAUGCUGUUCAGGAAGGGUAUUAUCUUCCCAGAGAGGAUACAAAGCUUCGUAGCCGUAAUGACAUGGGCCAUUACGCCUUUCAUCGUGGCCGCCGUCGCUGAGCUCAUUAAGCUGCUCAUCACGGACGGCCGUGUGCUAUUGCGUAACCCUAUGUUUCUCGGCCUCCUCUCUGUUUUGGCUUCUCGCUACGUAUACUCGUUCUGUGUUGGCUUCUGGCUUCCCCGAAAUUGGACGGAACGUGGCCAGUAUUUUGUUGGUUUCUUCCUACAUCUCCUAGUCUCGCCUUUUGCAAAUAUGAUCAUCAUGGGUUACUCCCUCUUCAAUUCGGAUGAUUUCAAGUGGGGAAAGACCAGAGAAGUGAUUCAAAGAGAUGAGGACGCCGCUGAAAAGGGAGCGGGUGGGGUUACAGACGCUCAUUAAAUUGACGGGGAAUGGAUUGUGCAAUGCAUCAGCAUGAAAGCAUGAGCUGGCUCCGACUGAAGGAUAUCAAGGAUUCUCGGACCUUCGGUCACUUUGGCCCUCCAGUAGAUUUGGUCCGGCCCCGGAUAGAUCUGCUAGUAGGAGGAUGUUGCCGAUAUAGUCUGCCGUUCAUAUUUGCUUUUGGUUUGGCGUGCGGUUCUUCUUGUGUCAUACUUGAGACGGCUGUCGUACUCUCAUUGUUUAUUUCAUAUACUCAAAACAAUGCUUUGUGGCAUUUGGGUAGCAUUAAUAUCAGGUUGAUUAGAUGUGUGCAUGUGUUGUUUCUAGUGUCGAUAG
Molecule: messenger RNA, 2878 nt
Organism: Trichoderma harzianum CBS 226.95
Lineage: Eukaryota; Fungi; Ascomycota; Sordariomycetes; Hypocreales; Hypocreaceae
Product: glycosyltransferase family 2 protein
Exons: 3
Coding region: 467-2542 (691 amino acids)
Cellular component (GO): cell septum; cell periphery
Molecular function (GO): chitin synthase activity
Source: RefSeq, a predicted model, not a curated record